Aspergillus novofumigatus IBT 16806 is the source of this 3204-nucleotide messenger RNA. Its product is annotated as 5-methyltetrahydropteroyltriglutamate--homocysteine S-methyltransferase. Gene Ontology annotation, molecular function: 5-methyltetrahydropteroyltriglutamate-homocysteine S-methyltransferase activity; zinc ion binding. The record is from RefSeq and is a predicted model, not a curated record. Lineage: Eukaryota; Fungi; Ascomycota; Eurotiomycetes; Eurotiales; Aspergillaceae. The transcript is spliced from 4 exons. Bases 408 to 2732 code for a protein of 774 amino acids.
GUCAUAAUAAAAACACCUAAUAGCUCCGUGUCUUACCAGCCAAUUACCGCCGAUUACCCCUCCAUUCCCCUCCAACGACUGUACUGUCUUUUUUUCCCUCGUGCUGCUCCUAUCUAUCGGCGGGCCCACAUCGAGGGGCUUCCCCUCUGUCCUCUGCUCCGUAUCCCAAUAUUAAAUAAUCCCCCAUCCCUCUCCCUGCUUCUUCUCUUCCUCUUCCUCUUUCAUCCCUCCCUCUUCCCUUUUGAACUCACCUUUCUUCAGCAAGAGACUGAUCUCUCUUGUCUGUUUUUGUAUCUCGUCUUUUUGUGUGACUUCAAUUCACCCCGCUUACCAUAUCUCCUUUCUUCUCCGUCAAGUCUCGUCUCCUCUUUUCUCUCCCCCUCCGUUCAUAUCACACAUCGUUCAAAAUGGUUCAAUCCGCCGUUUUGGGUUUCCCCCGUAUGGGAAAGCUCCGUGACCUCAAGAAGGCCACCGAGGCUUACUGGGGCGGCAAGAUCUCUCGUGAUGAGCUCCUGAGCGAGGGAAAGAGACUCCGUGCUGAGCACUGGAAGAUCCAGAAGGAUGCCGGUGUCGAUAUCAUCCCCAGCAACGACUUUGCUUUCUACGAUCAGGUCCUCGACCACAUCCAGCUGUUCGGCGUCGUCCCUGAGAGAUACAGCAAGUACAACCUUGACCCCCUUGAUGAGUACUUCGCCAUGGGUCGUGGUCUCCAGAAGCCCGCCUCCGAGGGCCAGCCCGCCAUUGACGUUCCUAGCUUGGAAAUGGUCAAGUGGUUCGACUCGAACUACCACUACGUCAAGCCUACCCUCCAGGAGAACCAGGUCUUCAAGCUCGCUGCCAACCCCAAGCCCGUUGCUCAGUUCCUCGAGGCCAAGGAGGCUGGCAUCGUUACUCGUCCCGUCAUCCUGGGUCCCGUCUCCUUCCUGACCCUCGCCAAGGCCGACCGCGGUCAGAAAAUUGACCCUAUUGACAAGAUCAACGACCUGGUUCCCGUCUACGUUGACCUCCUUGCCCAGCUGAAGGCUGCCGGCGUUGAGGAUGUUCAGAUUGACGAGCCUGUUCUCGUUUUCGAUCUCCCUGCCAAGUCCAAGGCUGCCUUCAAGCCUGUCUAUGAGAAGAUUGGUGCUCUCGGUGACAAGGCUCCCCGCAUUGUCCUUGCCACCUACUUCGGUGACAUUGUCCACAACAUUGAUGUUCUCCCUGCUCUGCACAACCUUUAUGGUAUCCACGUGGACCUUGUCCGCAACCCCGAGCAGCUCGAUGCUAUUAUUUCCGCUCUUGGCCCCAAGCAGGUCCUCUCCGCGGGUGUUGUUGAUGGUCGCAACAUCUGGAAGACCAACUUCAAGGCUGCCAUCGAGAAGGUCGAGAACGCUAUCCAGAAGCUUGGAAAGGACAGAGUUAUUGUCUCUACCUCCAGCUCUCUUCUCCAUGUCCCCCACACCCUUGAGAGCGAGAAGAACCUCGAUCCCGAGGUCCGGGAGUGGUUCAGCUUCGCUGUUGAGAAGACCCACGAGGUUGUUGUGAUCGCCAAGGCCGUCACCGAGGGACCUGCUGCUGUCCGUGACCAGCUCGAGGCCAACGCCAAGUCCGUUCAGGCUCGUGCCUCUUCCGCUCGCACCAACGACCCCAAGGUCAAGGAGCGCCAGGCUGCUGUCACCGAGGAGAUGCACGACCGCAAGUCUCCCUUCCCCGUCCGUCUUGCCGAGCAGAGCAAGUCCAUCAACCUUCCUCUCUUCCCCACCACCACCAUCGGUUCCUUCCCUCAGACCAAGGAGAUCCGUAUCCAGCGUAACAAGUUCACCAAGGGUGAGAUCACCGCUGAGGAGUACGAGAAGUUCAUCGAGCAGGAGAUUGCCGAGGUUGUCAAGAUCCAGGAGGAGCUUGACCUCGACGUUCUCGUCCACGGUGAACCCGAGCGUAACGACAUGGUUCAGUACUUCGGUGAGCGCCUCACCGGGUACGUCUUCACCACCCACGCCUGGGUCCAGAGUUACGGAUCUCGUUGCGUGCGUCCUCCCAUCAUUGUCGGUGAUAUCUCGCGUCCCGCUCCCAUGACUGUCAAGGAGUCCAAGUACGCCGUGUCUAUCUCCAAGAAGCCCAUGAAGGGUAUGCUUACUGGCCCCAUCACCUGCCUCCGCUGGUCUUUCCCUCGUGACGACGUCCACCAGUCCGUCCAGGCUCAGCAGCUGGCCCUUGCCCUCCGUGACGAGGUCAUUGAUCUGGAGGCCGCUGGCGUCAAGGUCAUCCAGGUCGACGAGCCUGCUCUGCGUGAGGGUCUCCCUCUGCGUGCCGGCAAGGAGCGUGAGGACUACCUGGCCUGGGCUGUGCGUGCUUUCCGCCUGGCUACCACCGGUGUCUCCGAUGGUACUCAGAUCCACUCUCACUUCUGCUACUCUGAGUUCCAGGACUUCUUCCACGCCAUUGCUGCUCUGGAUGCCGAUGUUCUCAGCAUUGAGAACAGCAAGUCUGACGCCAAGCUGCUCAAGGUCUUCGUCGAGGAGGCUUACCCUCGCCACAUCGGACCUGGUGUCUAUGACAUCCACUCUCCUCGUGUUCCCAGCGAGCAGGAGAUCAAGGAUCGCAUCGAGGAGAUGCUUCCUUACCUCCGCCCUGACCAGCUCUGGAUCAACCCUGACUGUGGUCUGAAGACCCGUCAGUGGCCCGAGACCAAGGCUGCUCUGACCAACAUGGUCAACGCUGCCAAGUUCUACCGCCAGAAGUACACCAAAUAAAUGGGGUGACUGGCUUUUUCAAUGAACGGGGACGACAUUCUUCAACCUGUCGCUCCGGAAACAAACGAAACUUGUUUUCGUUUGGUUAAUGUGAUGAGUUACGACGAUGAUACCAAAAGUUCAACAUAAGGGUUCGGGGUUUUGUAUUAGAAAAUAUGGGGGUCAACGGAGUUUCAACAUUUACGAUUUCAACAUCGGCGUUCAAGCCAAACAUGACUGCCUCUACAUGCGGUCAGCAUUUCCAUCGGUGGGAUGUUUCUUUUUUUCGCUACUUCGGUUUUAAUCAAAAGGGAUAUGCAUGAUCGCGGCAGUCGGCGCCGCUGAUGGUUUUUCUUCAAUAUUUCAACAAUGUGUUGUACAUGACACUGGAGGUGCUGAUUCAGGUCUACCUCUUAGAGCCUAAUCAAAUGAAAGGCAACUUCCAAUAUAUCUCUCUAUCUCAGUAGACAUUGUAGAUGGUGACUUAAGGUCU